Trifolium pratense (red clover) is the source of this 3584-nucleotide messenger RNA. Its product is annotated as disease resistance protein RGA2-like. NCBI's taxonomy places the organism in Eukaryota, Viridiplantae, Streptophyta, Magnoliopsida, Fabales, Fabaceae. Bases 218 to 3019 code for a protein of 933 amino acids. The transcript has 3 exons. Gene Ontology annotation, molecular function: ADP binding. The record is from RefSeq and is a predicted model, not a curated record. Gene Ontology annotation, biological process: defense response to other organism.
UCGUGUUCCGAUUGGUCAUACGUUCAGAUAGAGAAUCACAUCCAACAAAUAGACUAGCAACAGUAAUUUAUCCUGAUCUUUACUUUUCUAAAGUAUAAUAAUAAAUAGAGAUUUUACAAUAAUUGAUGUGUGUAGUGCUGGGUUGGUCCACCUAUGCUUUUCCUGCAUUCUUUUUCACUCUCAAACUCUUCAACUUUUCAAUCUGCUCUUUUGAAGGAUGGCUGAACAAAUUCCAUAUGGCCUUGCUGAAGGCCUCAUUAAAAGGCUGGCUUCUGCAGCCUUUCAUGAAAUUGGACGGAUUUAUGGUGUAAGGGAUGAACUAGAAAGGCUUAAAAAUACAGUUGAAUCCAUCAAAGCUGUGCUCCUUGAUGCUGAGGAGAAGCAAGAACAAAACCAUGCUGUUCAAAAUUGGAUUAGAAGACUCAAUGACGUGCUUCAUCCUGCCGAUGACUUGCUAGAUGAAUUUUUUGUUGAAGAUUUGAGACAGAAAAUCAAACAACAUAAGAAGAACAAAGUGUCAAAGGUACUGCAUUCCUUAUCUCCAAAUAGAAUGGCUUUUCGCCGUAAAAUGGCUUAUGAGAUUGAAAAAACAAGAAAAAGUUUUAAUGAUGUAGUGGACGAAAUGUCUAAGUUGAAUUUGAGCCAAAAUGUUGUGGUGGUUAAGCAAUGUGACAAUAUAAGGAGAGAAACUGGUUCUUUUGUAUUAGAAUCAGAUAUCAUUGGUAGAGAAGAUAAUAAAAAAGAGAUAAUAAAUUUGUUGAGGGAACCACAUAGAGACCACAAUGUAUCCUUGAUUGCUAUUGUUGGUAUUGGCGGUUUAGGCAAGACAGCUCUUGCUCAACUGGUAUAUAAUGAUGAGGAAGUGCAAAAGUUUUUUGAAAAGAAGAUGUGGGUAUGUGUCUCUGAAAACUUCGAUGUCAAAACUAUUUUGAAGAACAUAUUAGAGUCAUUAUUAAAUGGAAAAGUUGAUGAAAACUUAUCAUUAGACAAUUUGCAAAAUAACCUCCGUGAAAAUUUAUCUGAAAGAAAAUACUUGUUAGUCCUAGAUGACAUUUGGAAUGAAAGUCAUCAAAAAUGGAUUGAUUUGAGAACUUACUUGAUGUGUGGUGCUAAAGACAGUAAGAUUUUAGUGACGACUCGUAGUAAAACUGUGGCACAUACAAUGGGUGUAGGUGACCCCUAUGUUUUGAAUGGUUUGACUCCAGAAGAAUCAUGGGGUUUGUUAAAGAGCAUCAUUACAUAUGGCAAUGAGGCCGAAGGAGUGAACCAAACUCUUGAAUCAAUUGGUAAGAAGAUAGCAGAAAAAUGUAGUGGAGUUCCACUAGCUAUCAGAACACUAGGAGGCCUGUUACAAAGUAAAAGUGAAGAGAGUGAAUGGAACAAUGUUUUACAAGGUGACUUUUGGAGAUUAUGCAAAGACGAAAAUAGCAUCAUGCCGGUUCUGAAACUGAGUUACCAAAAUUUGUCGCCUCAGCAACGACAGUGUUUUGCAUACUGCUCAGUAUAUCCUAAGGAUUGGGAAGUGCUGAAAGAUGAGUGGAUUCAGAUGUGCAUGGCACAAGGUUAUCUCGAGUGUUCACCUGAAACUGAGGUCAUCGAAGAUGUUGGUAACAAAUUCGUGAAGAUUUUCUUGACAAAGUCAUUUUUCCAAGACGCGAGAAUGGAUGAAGAUGGUGAUAUAUAUAGUUUCAAAAUGCAUGAUUUAAUGCAUGAUCUCGCAAUGCAAGUUGCUGGCAAAAAUUGUUGUUUCUUAGAUGGCGAGGUGAAAGAACCAGUAGGAAGGCCUGUGCAUGUAUCUUUUCAACGCAAUGCCAUUGGUUUGUUGGAAUCUUUGGAUGCAAGCAGGUUGAGAACUUUGGUUUUGUUGUCCUCGUGUCCCGAGUGGACAGGAUUGGAUGGGGAGGAAUCGUCGGUUGUUUCAAAUUUCAAAUACUUGCGCGUCUUGAAUCUGUCAGAUUCUUCUUUAACCAAGCUAUCUGGUUCAAUUGGAAAGUUAAAGCAUUUAAAAUGCCUUAACUUAUAUGAUUGCAGGGCUUCAAUAGAUAUUUUCAAAGCCAUAAGCAACCUUGUUUGCCUAAAAACAUUGAAACUGCAAUUGCGUGAAACCACUCCUUGGGAAUUUAAAGCAUAUAGGAUUAAUAAUUCAAAAUGGCUUUCUUCACUAACAAAUAUUGUUCAAAUCUCUAUCACUUAUUGUGGAACUUUGCGGUUUCUCCCCCCGCUGGAACGUCUCCCAUUCCUUAAAUCUCUUCAUAUAAGUCACCUAGGUUUUCUAGAAUACAUACAUUAUGAAAAACCUAUUUUGUCUGAAAAAUUCUUCCCAUCAUUGGAGAUCCUCAGGUUGGAGUAUUGCCGACAGUUAAAGGGAUGGUGUAGGAUAGGAGGUUAUAUUCACUCUUCGCAAUCACAUCAUCCAUCCUUCCCUCCCUUUCCUCUUCUAUCUCAACUAUCAAUCACAGGAUGUAAGAACUUGAUUCGCAUGUCUACUUUCCCAAAACUUAAGAGAUUGGAGUUAAAUGGUAGUCCAGUGGAGGCAUUGAAUUCAACACUAAACAAUCAGAGUCCCUCAUUGCCUCCUCUUUCACUGCUCAAAUCCCUGUGUAUUGGCGGACACGAACUUUUUGUCUAUAGCAUCCCAGUAAAUUGGAUGCAAAAUCUUACAUCUCUCAAACACCUUCAAAUUGAAUACUUUUCAAGGCUACAGUUUCAGAAAAUUGCUAGUUGGUUUAAUGACAACUUCAACUAUCUUCCUUCUCUACAAAAAAUCACCUUACAACAUUGUGAUGACCUAACGGAACUGCCUGACUGGAUAUGUAGCCUCUCACCGCUUCAACAUGUGACCAUAAGGUAUUUCCCACAUUUAGCAUCUGUGCCUGAAGGAAUGCAUCGUCUUACCAAAUUACAGACCCUAGAAAUCGUUGGAUGUCCCCUGUUAGUAAAAGAAUGUGAGAUACAAGCAAGUGCAACUUGGCCCAAAAUUGCUCACAUCCCCAACAUAAUCUUAAAGGACUACAUUUAGAAAGCUUGAAAGAAGUGUAGUCAUGUCAAGAGUUCUUCAAAUACAAGUUUUUCCACUGCAAGGCAUUUCUUGUAACAAAAGUCAUCAAAGCUGAAAGGCUUCAGGAGAGAGAGAACAUUUACAUCACAGAGGAAGUUUCUAACUGUUCGGAGUUUUUGAUAUUUAUCGAUGACUUCUCCAACACUCAUAAACAUCUAGGAUCAAUUGUUGGUACGCAUGUAUAGCUGGUUUGCACAUCAAGGAGAAGCUUUUCUAUAUGCAGCAAUUGUUUAUUUGUAUGCCUGUUGCUAUAGAUUAGUUUUGAGAAAUAACUCUGCAAGACAGCGUCAAGUUCGUUUAUCAAUAAAAUUAUUCAUUGUUUGUUUAUCGUAUAAUCGAGAUUAAAGUGAGUGAACUCUAUUAGAAAGUAGUUCCAUUCAAGUAAUGCAUGCAUUAAGAGUAUCUGUUAUUGAUGCCUCAAUCUUCUGUGCAACAUGUAUUCAACUUUUGAAUCAUUGUUUAUAUACUUCAUUUUAUAAUGCAUGAUUUAAUGCAUCUUCAAAUUCAAUGGUUUACAAGUCAACAA